AUGGCGCAACAAGAAGCGCCAUCUCAGUAUCAAUAUCAGUAUCAGUAUCAGUAUCAGUAUAUAUAUGAGAAAGAACGCGGCUGUAUGGAUUGCAAAGCCAUUGCACGAAAGCGUCGUCGAGAAGAAGCUACAGCUACAGCUACAGCUGGCAAGCACGGGGAAAUUGUUAGUAAGAUGAGAAAUUUAGAGUUUGGGGGAGAAAUUAUUAGGGAGAAGGAGAAGGAAAAUGGGAAAAUAGUUAAUAGAUUGAGAUCUCUAGAGAUUAAACGGGCAAUUGCGCGUGUUGAGGCUAGGGUAGAGGAGAUUGCCGAAGAGGCACUUAGGGAAUUGGGUGAUGAGGAGGAGGUACUUAAUUACCAGAGAUCAGCUGAGCUCAAACAUGAAGAAAGCGAAAAUGAAGCUGAGGAGUGGAAAAUCCAAGGAAAAAAGGAACAGGAUGCUCUGACAUUGAUAAAGGUCAUAGAAGCUAUAGAAUCUCCUAUUUCCGGUCUAUCUCAGUCUAGUUUCUCCAUACAGCCGCAACUAGAUGUGCCGCAAGAUGAGAAAGAAGUCACUCCACCUACAACACAGAAUUCAGAUCCAAAUCCAAAUCCCGAUUCAGCACCAGCGCUCGACACCGCAAAGGAAGAACAAGAAAAUUUAUCCACCAUCCUCCAUUUACUCGACUCAGAAUUCGAUUCAGAAUUUUCCGACGAAGACCUCAACGAAGAACCCCACAUGUACACUAAAAUUGCCUCCCCAUCCACCUCCCCUAACAUCUCCCAAACCACCGAUAACAACCACCAUCACCAUCACCAUCCCAGCGCAUCAAGCCCAUCGCACCCAUCCAAAAACAACCUAACCCAAGGCGAAGUAGCCCUCGCACCUGGAACAAGUACUUUUCAAGAAGACGAAUUUUAA
This is a messenger RNA of Sclerotinia sclerotiorum 1980 UF-70, 900 nucleotides long. RefSeq lists its product with no specific name. The transcript is spliced from 2 exons. The record is from RefSeq and is a predicted model, not a curated record. NCBI's taxonomy places the organism in Eukaryota, Fungi, Ascomycota, Leotiomycetes, Helotiales, Sclerotiniaceae. Bases 1 to 900 code for a protein of 299 amino acids.